CUGCUCUGGGAGGAUGAUGGAUUAUCGGCCUGGCUUUCCUGCAGCCGCUUCAGACAACGACGACGACGAGGAGGAAGAAGAGGAAGAAGGACAAAGAUAUAAACUCCUCCCUAACAUGGCGUGUCAAAGUCAGAAGACAAAAAGUGCACUGUCACUGUUAUCAAACUGACAGUCCCGUACAGGCUGAGUUGAACCAAAGGUCGAAUUGGGUCACACAUCGAGCCAUUCAAAUAUCAGGGCCGAGGGCACAGCGACAGAGAAAAAAAAACAGCCUGGAGUUUGAGCACGGUACAGAGUUUCAAAAAAAAUUCAACAAGGACCGAACACCAGGACAGGCAGUAGCGUGUACAUGGGUGGAGUAGAAAGCAUUUGUCACAAGCAGCAAGAAUUGGUGAAGAGGACAAUGGAAUGUAGGUGGAGGCUCGCUGAAGCCCAGCAGAGACUUUGCGAUUUGGAACUGCACAAUUCUGAAUCUUUGGAACAAGAGCGGGCCAAAGCACAGACUGAAUUCUGGGAGCUUAAACAGAAAGAAGAUGAAUGGAGGCAGAAGGAGGAAGAGCUGAUCUGGAAUGAGCGUCUAAGUUCAUGGAACAUUGAUACAGACAGUAAAGAAGGGUUUAAUAAGAGUGUGAUCAACAAAAACAUAAAGUGUAAAGAAGUAGAAGAAGAUGGGAAAAAUGUAACAUUUGCACAGAAGUAUAACCAACAGAUCAGGCACUUUGGUAUGUUGAAACGAUGGAUUGAUAGUCAGAGAUAUUUGUCAGACCACCCUCACCUCGUUUGUCAAGAGACUGCUAAUUACCUAAUAAAAUGGUGUUUCCAUUUAAAAGAGGAGGAGAAACAAGCACUGAUGGAACAGGUGGCGCACCAGGCUGUUGUUAUGCAGUUCAUUAUAGAACUGGGCAGAAGUCUUCAGGAAGAUCCUCGUGGCUGCUUCAGACAGUUUUUUGAGAAGGCAAAAGUAGCUGAAGAAGGUUAUAUGGAAGCAUUUAACACUGAGCUAGCGGAGUUUAUCCAACGGGUCCGAGAAUUUGCAGAAGCCAAAACUGCAGAAACGGUAACUAUACAUAAUGUGGCUCGGCACCUGAAUCAUUUGGAUGUUCGUUUGCCUCCUGUGGAAGUGUUUGAAUCUUUGCCACAGGAACUCAAACGGUGUUUCCAAUUGCAAGAUGUCCAUGUCCUCCAGAACAUGCUUAGCAACAUGAACCCUCAGGUUGCUGAACACUACUUGCAGCGCUGUAUAGAUGCAGGCUUAAGGAUCUACAAUACUAAAGAAGCCAAAGAAGAAAGAAAUGAAGAACCUAAAAUGGACCUCUCUUAAAUGUUUGGCAAUAACACUAUUAGAUAUUUGCAUCAAAAAAUUUCCCUACAGUGGAAGAAAAGCCUAUUGUUUUUGUAUGUAACUGUUAACUUGCCUGUUUGAAUGCUGCACUUUAUUUGUCAGGUUUGUUUAAAACAAAGUUUAGCUAAUAUGUUGAUAGUAUGAUCUGGAUGCAUUCAAAUGCUGGAUGUUUUGAAAGAAGAUUUGCUGGUCACCUUUUUUCUCCUCUUCCCCGUCCUACACUGGCCUCAAUACCUUCUGGUUUAGUUUUGCUAAGGGUCAGUCAGGUUGCACAGUGAAUUAUGCUGGUGUGCAGAUUUUGCCCUCCUUCAUUACUCUGGUGAUUAAGACUCAUGCUGAUAUUCCCCAGGUGGCAAGUUCCUGAAAACAGGAACUGCCCAGUCAGAAAUAUUUACUUAAAAUACAAAUCAAGAUCCUUACUAAUAAAAUAGAGAAGGGGAUAUAUGGGCUGGUGCCUUUGCCUUUCACAGCUUGGUGUACUUUUCUGCUUUUGGUAAUGUUAGCAAUAAAGCUGAGUAUGAAACAGAUUUCCUCACUCAUACUGAUAUGUCACCAAUGUUGGUGAAAAACACAUCCCAUGGUCGUCUGUUGCACAGGAAAGAUCUAAAAGUUGACCAACUGAAGCCCAGAAGUUUUUAAAAAAAAUCAAACCAAUAUUCAUUAAAAAAUGGGGUAGUGUUGCCGUUUCCUUCAAGGCCCCAAAUUCCCUUACCUCCUUUUGGUUUUAAAAAAAUGUUUACAUUGGUGGCUUUGCAUCUGUCUAUUUCUUUAAGAAAUAUUGUUUGAGCAACAGGCAUACUAUUGACUAAAUUUAAAAAAGCUGACCAGAUGGAUGGUAUUGAUUUCAAAGUACUUGCACAGCGCUAACAGUAUUCCUCUUUACACACAUUAUUUCAGCCUUUACCUAAGAAUGAAUGGAGACUGAGUAUGCAGAAUAGUGGAGCUGUUUCAAUUGUUUUUAAGUAUGACAGCCAGAGUGAAUUUACCCCUAACACUGGAAAAGUGCACCAGUCAGUAGGGGGGGGAAAAUAAAUCUGUGUAUGUAUAUAUUUUUUAAAAAGAACAAAUUACUGUAUAGCAAGUGCUGAGACAGAUGGUUGUGGUAUGUAGAUGAUGCAGUAGAGGAUUUAAGCAGAGCAAUUCAACCCGCCUGUGCUGCCAGAGUAUACUUGCACACUUUCAAAUUGACACUGCUGUGAAACCAGCUGUUCAUCUUUCUCACCAAGUGGGCCUAGAUUACAGUAGCACAGAUAAACUUGAGUAACCAUAAUGCAUUGUGGAGGUGUCAGAAUUUACUGAUUCGGAUUUCCAAUUAACCUGUACAACAAUGACCUUUUCAAUUAAAAUUGGUUUAUGUUUUUCAUGUAACCCAUGAAGUUCUGUGCAGUUCAGGUGGAAGUCCAGGAAUCAAAACAGAUUUUGGGAGAUUGCUAUGCAAAUUGACUUAGCAAAAUUGUACUCUGUGGGGAAAAAAAAACUGACAAUGUGCUCUGAAUAAAUAUGAAAAGUUGCUCUGCAGAAUGAUUUCAGAGUACCAAGGUUGGUACAGUGCAAUAUGGUUUCCAAUUAAAUGUACUUAGAGAAUGUGUGUGAUGUCAGAGUGGGAGUUAGAAUACAGUUCUAAAGUCAGCCUUAUUGUAAACUACCAGCCAUUGAUUUCAUAGUGUGAGUGAGUUUCAAACUGUAUCUAGCCUAACACAAAUGCAUAAUAAUGCAGAUGCUGCAAAUUUGAAAUAGAAAGUGCUGGAAAUACUCAGGUCAACCAGCAUCUGUUGAGAGAGAAAGCGUUAAUGUUUCAAGUUGAUGACCUUUCAUCAGAACUUAAUCCAGUCUAAUCCUUUACUAUUUUGUUGCCUUCUCAAUCUUGUAUUAAUUUAGUGUUUAUAACAUACCUGCUUGUGGAUAAAUAAUUUUUGCCAACUCUUCUACGUACAAAUCUAUACAAGUAAAAUGUGCACUUUUCAUUUCGUUUUUGUUCUGACUUACUUAUGCUAUUAAGUAAAAAUGUGGGUUAACAAUUGGUAUCAAAAUAAGGAAAAUAGUGUUAGUAUUCCCUUCACCCCCACUGUGGUAUUUCAGACUUGAAAGUGUCAGAUGCAUGAGAAUAGCUUUGGAUGAGUGAACUUGGUUUGAUAACUAGAAAAUCUUUUCAGAUAAUAAAACUGGAUAUAAGUGCAGUUUAUUUACUUUUGUUUUCUCAUCAGUAUAUGUUACUUAGAAAUUAAUUCAGAAUGGUUUGUAAUCAACAUAAACGUUGAGGGUGUAUGCAUAAUAUAAGGAAUGCUUUUUGGUUUGGUUUCAAAUUGCAUUUUUGCACAGUCAAAAAUCUUGACUUGCUUAUAAACGAGUCUGAAUUAAAACAAGCAAAAGUUCAAAUUAAAUUCGUUCUAGUUGAAUGUUAAGUUUGCUUUGAAGAUUACAAUUAUUGUAAUAAAAUUGCUGUAUUUUA
Messenger RNA from Carcharodon carcharias (great white shark), 3791 nucleotides. It is a transcript of the gene cdc37l1, whose product is annotated as cell division cycle 37-like 1. The transcript is spliced from 9 exons. Gene Ontology annotation, cellular component: cytoplasm. Bases 350 to 1321 code for a protein of 323 amino acids. NCBI's taxonomy places the organism in Eukaryota, Metazoa, Chordata, Chondrichthyes, Lamniformes, Lamnidae. Gene Ontology annotation, molecular function: protein-folding chaperone binding; heat shock protein binding. Gene Ontology annotation, biological process: protein folding; protein stabilization. The record is from RefSeq and is a predicted model, not a curated record.